Ostrea edulis (European flat oyster) is the source of this 6954-nucleotide messenger RNA. Its product is annotated as protocadherin beta-11-like. NCBI's taxonomy places the organism in Eukaryota, Metazoa, Mollusca, Bivalvia, Ostreida, Ostreidae. The coding region runs from base 3219 to 6566 and encodes 1115 amino acids. Gene Ontology annotation, biological process: homophilic cell-cell adhesion. Gene Ontology annotation, molecular function: calcium ion binding. The record is from RefSeq and is a predicted model, not a curated record. The transcript is spliced from 5 exons. Gene Ontology annotation, cellular component: plasma membrane.
UUUUUGUUGUUGUUGUUGUACUAUCCUUCUUGUGGGAACUCUUUUCAGUUUGACAUAGAAAUAAGACUGAAUCAAAGUAUGCACACGCAUCAAGAAGCUGAUGUCAUCCGCUGUCUCUCCCAGUCUCUGUAGUUCCGGUAUGCGCGUGGACAGACUCACACGUGACCUCUUCCUGACUUAUCACCCUCUGCCAAUCAAUGUCGCCUGUCAACAACUUAAAAUAUCUUUUGAAAAGUAUCUGAAAACAUUUUUGACGACGAUUUAAAAACCCUAAAGUCACUUUACGAAUCGAUAAAAAUCUAUGCAGUUAUCGGUUGUUUAUCGAAAUGAUUUUAAUUUUUCUGAAAGCCUCUACAUGGGUCAUUAAGAACUCGCAUGAAUCGUUCAAAUAGUUUACAAAUAAGUCAUUUGGCCAUUGAAAAUGAUAUAUUUUGUGCUUAACAUUAAAUGUUUGAAAUGAAUUUGAAGAAAUCAUUUUUUAAAUGGUAUUAUUGAUUGUGAUAUUAAACUUUUACAUGUUUGUCAAUGCUUCUGAUAUAUAAUUGAAUUCAUUGUAACAGGUAAACACAUUCAUUUUAGUAUGUGGUAUAUGCCAUUUUCUUUACUAUAUAGAAAUGCAUAAAAAGUUCAUUUUAACCCCUUGUAUUUGGUUUUAUUAUUGCGCACUCCAGUCCAUAAAGAUACCGGUAUGUGAGUAAACUUCGGAAAUCUUAUUGCCGAUGGAAUUUGAAUUAAUAUAAUUACAUGUAAUUUUUCUCACAUAAACACUUCAAAUGAAUUAUUAAGUAGAUACGCAUCAGAUUGGCUGCUUUGAAGUGUUAUCUUCUGGGAAUCACAGACAUUAAGAGAUCACGGACCGUGAAAAAAGAAGGGGUACAUCGAGAAUGCCCCGGACCCUUAUCUUACAGAGAGACCAAGACUCUAUCACUCUUGAUCAUGAUAACAUCCAUAAAAAUCACACCCGAUUUUUAAUGUCUCUGUUCUAAUUUCUUUUCUGUUGAACACAGUUCGUUUCUUUGCUCAUCAGAUACUAGCAAAUUAGAUAGACAUUACCUGUGACGAGAGAUGGUAGAACUUUUAGCUGAUCAUCAUUUCAGAUAAUUUUUCCACGGUUUAAAUUCCAAUUUUAAACGCAUUAGGGUAUUCGAUUUGUACUAUUCUAUACUUCCUCUAAUUGCACUCUAUGACGGUUUUUUUUUUUUUUUUUGAAAUUCUAUAGACUCGACUGAACAUGAUAGCUUUCAGGGUCAAAAUAUGCCGUAUGCAGAAAAUGUGAAGAUUUUGAACUUCACGAGUUUUGCUCAUGAGCAAUUAUAUUUCAUUAGGAAGAAUUUGAUAUUCUUUUGGAACAAGACUAUAGAGCGUUAUUUGGUCCUAACUAUGGGGUUGGUUUUUUUUAUAAAGAAGCAACAACAUGCAGGGAGAAACACCAUUAUGUUGCUAAACACAAUAAAAAUUUCAUAAGCCCUAAAAUUGUUUCCGAUUAAGCUACUUAAUUUUCAUUUCAUUUAGUUCUUCUAUUUGAAUUUACCUUCUCAUUAGGAAUCCAAUCCAAUUUAGUCCAUUUAAUUCAUUAUCUAAUAUGAUAAUCUAUAAACAAAAUGUUAACAUACAUCUCGAUGUUAGUCUGGGUUCGGUGUUUCAAAGAAAUGUGGAUAAAAAAUGUCACACAAUUUAUCUUUAACCUUUGGUUUAAUUAACCAACAAAGCGAGUCAAUUAUAAGUUAUGACUUUAUUUACCUUCACGAGUAUUAGAGGAUUACGACUGAAAAAGAAAAUCAGUGUCCUCUCGCCUAAUAGUGUUGCCCAAGAUCUAGAUAAUCCGAUGUGACUAACCGGCGAAGGAAGCUGUGAAAUGUUUCCUUAAGGACUCAAAGCAGGUGUGAUCAUCUUAUUGAAGUUGUGUAAAAUUUAGUAAAGCUCACCACGGCAAAGAUUAUCAAAAUCCUCAUCUUGUUCCAACAUAUCCAUCGGGAGAACUACUUUGUAUUGUACUAAAGUACCGAGAUAAGGUACCUGAGAUUGUCAUUUAAUUUCUCUAUCUGUUCCUCCAUUUCUUUAUUCUAGUGUUCUUAAAAGCUACUAUCCAUGACUUUGUUGUACGCCGAGAAAAUACAAGCACCUGCGCAUAAAUACAUAUAAUACCGUGGCUUUUUUGUUUAUUGUUUUUACUUCUCGUAAAUGUGAUGUACUAUUAUAUCAUAGGAAUUCAAGUUAUCCUUUGCUACCCGACUAUAUGCAUGUACAUUCAAAAACUGUUGAAUUUUAUCUUUUAGAACAUGUACUCCUGUAUUUUUGAUAUUUAUAAUAUCCUUGGUUGAACAAACUUUUAACGAGAAAAUGCUAUGUAGAUGUUACGAUGAUAUAAGUAUUCAAAAUAUAACAAUAUUUUUAUAACACCCUUAUUGCAUUGCAUAACAUUUUGUGUCUGUUUAAACUUUUCUGUUAUGAGGCAUUCUUUAAAUCUAUGAAUUACAUUUAAAUCUUUGGUCAGGGGGAUCGUCGGAAUUUUUAUUCCAAUAGUAGUUUUGGAAUAUUGAAUUUCUAUUAAAGUCUUUAUGAAGGGGUAUCGCUCUUUUCAUUGGUUGUAAUAAUGGGAUUAUCUAAUCGUUUAUGGCAACAUGGAAUUAUUCUGUAGAUCACCUAUGAUCAUUAUUGAAGUUGUCAGUCAAAUUCUCUGAAUAUCUAUAUUAGUGUCUAACAGUUUUUCAUUCCAACAUAUAUUGUUUUCUGUGGUGUGACCAGCGGGUACCCGACACCUAUUCGUGUGAUUCCGUAAAACGGAAAAUACCUUCGAGCCAUCUCGGCGCUUAUCGUGUGCAAGGGUGACAAUUCUUACCUAUGUGCCAGUAUCGCCGUAUCGGACAAUCUAUUACAAAUAAUUAGUGGUUCCCCGCGUCAAUCAAAGGGAAUGUGUAAUCGGUUUUUGUUGUUCCGCGAAAACAAGGCAUGAGAUAAUUGCUUGACAUGACGUUCCUCUCAUUCAACUAACAUUUACGGUUAUUUAUUAGUUAACAGAGGAUAUUGGAACAUUAAGGGGAUACCAUAAUUUGAAGCACACAUUGCAUGUUGACGGUUCUCGACACAGAUUGAAGCCGAACUAGAGGGGAAAUCACAUGCUGGCUCUUCGUGAUGUCGUUCGAUUGACGUGGUAAUACUCUACUAUCCCAACCUUUGCAUUUUCGUCACCAAAAAGUGUUCAGCUCGUUAUUGACAAGAUGCCGGGAUGUCACAGUGUACAAAUAGUGCUUUUCGUGGUCUCCAGCCUCCUGACUUCGUAUCUAACGGGACAAGAAUUAACAUACCGAAUCCAGGAGGAACAACCAACAAACUUUUUCAUCGGAAACAUCGUCAACGAUUCUAAAUUCUUAGAACAAAACACCACAGAAAAAAUUGAUCGUGAAAAUAUUCGUUUCAACAUUCUCUCGCAGGGAAAUCCUCUGGCCGUGUAUUUCAACAUUAACGACAAAACUGGGGCGUUCUAUACGAACGGAACACUGGACAGGGAAUCUCUUUCACAUUGUAAAUUUUCAGACAAUUGUGACAUUCGGUUGGAUGUGAGUGCACAAUCGACAAUAGGUACGUUUUUCCAAAUCAUAAAGGUGAAAGUCGUGUUGUUAGACAUCAAUGAUAAUAAGCCAUUUUUUCUGAAGGAUAGAACGAACCUGGAAAUUUCGGAAUCAUCGAUUCCGAAUUCAAAUCUUUCUGUUGAGGGAGCUGUGGACUUAGAUAGUGGCGAGAACACAAUUAAGACAUACAUCUUGAAACCAUCAAAUUCACCUUUCGUUUUGAGAUAUGAUAUUUCAAUGGUUGGGACAUCUACGUUGAAGCUAGUUCUUAACCAAACAUUAGACCGAGAGAAAAUUGGUGGUUAUAAUUUAGUGAUAGAGGCAAUGGAUGGCGGAACCCCUGUCAGAACCGGAAGUCUAGUGGUCGCUAUUACUGUAACGGACGUAAACGACAAUCGACCAACAUUUAGCCAACCAAACUACAACAUAAGCAUAGACGAAACCGUAGCAGUGAAUUCAGUGAUUCUAAACAUAAGUGCCACAGACAAAGACUUGGGCAAAAAUGGAGAGGUUAUUUACCGACUCAGUCCUUACCAAUCAGACGAUAUAAAGCAAAUGUUUUCGAUCAACCAAACCCAUGGAAAUCUUAGUCUAAUCAAACCUUUAACUUAUUACUCUGGUGAAGUUCUAAAAGUUAUAAUUGAAGCAUCAGAUAACGCUGAUCAACCUUUGAUCUCUCAAGCAACUGUGUAUGCUAAGGUACUAGAUUCAACAAAUAGCCCCCCAAUCAUCAACGUUAAUUUGUUGUCGAAUGCUCAGACCGCUAAGAUCUCUGAAUCAGCUAGUGUCGGGGCAGCUGUUGCGCAUGUGGGCGUAACAGACGAGGACACAGGUCAAAAUGGACAUGUCACCUGCUCCGUUAGUAACCCUAGCUUUCGACUCGAUAAACUCGAUGUAAAUGAAUAUAAAGUAGUAGUAAACGUCGGGUUGGAUCGAGAAAAACUCGACCAGUACGACAUCACGGUGACAUGUACUGAUUCCGGCAUUCCUCCACUGAGUUCGUCCUCGACCUUCAAGGUCACGGUCAUUGACAUGAACGAUCAUUCCCCUAGGUUCAUCAAGACCACUUACUAUGCAGAAAUGUACGAAAACAACGACAUAGGGAUUGAAAUCCUAAAAGUUUCAGCUUUAGAUUUCGAUAUAGGCAUAAACGCCGACAUUGAAUACUCUCUGUCGCAGACUGGACGUUUCGCUUUCGGUAUUGACCCAACCUUUGGUACAAUAUACGUAAACUUCAAAACCGAUAGAGAAAAUGCCUCCAAGAUCAAUUUCAAAGUGGUUGCCACUGAUAAAGGAAAUCCAAGACGGUCUUCUACCUCAAAUGUAGCCAUUACCAUUCUAGACACAAACGACAAUAAACCCAAAUUUACGGACCCUCCGUUCAUGUUUACCAUUCCGGAGAACCAGAGACCCGGACUAUCUGUGGGGCAAUUGACAGCUAAGGAUGACGAUCUAGGGAAUAAUGGCACAUUUGACUUCUUUCUAUCCGAAGAUAAGGAACCAAAUCUACCAUUCUUUAUUUUCAAGAAUGGAACUAUAAUCACCACCAAAGCUUUAGAUAGGGAAACUCAGCCGCACGGAAUCAACUUCAAGGUUGUAGCUAUUGAUAAGGGCACGCCGACAUCCCUAAACGGUACCGGAUACGUGACUGUAUUUAUGUCUGAUGAAAACGACAAUUAUCCUGAAAUAAUAUUUCCUAAUGCGGAGAACAAAACCAUUGCAUUUCUAUUUGAUCUCCCAAUCAAUAGCAUCAUUGGGAAGGUAGAAGCUAAAGAUCGGGACUUUGACAUGAAUGCCAAGCUGUUGUACUCUUUCGUCGAAACCAUUAGUUUCAUCUCAAUGGACCAAGACAGUGGGGAGAUAAAACUAAAUAGACCGCUAACAUCGGAUUACGUCAAUCGAUACCCCAUGACUGUCAUCGUAGAGGAUCAAGGUGUACCCAAAUUAUCCUCCAAUUUCUCGAUGACCAUUGUGGUUUUGUCCCAUCAUAUCCUUACUCCUGUUUCUCCACAAGUGACAGAAAAUGACAACUACCUGAUGAUUGCUGUUAUCAUUUCGUGUGUAACUGUAGUCGUGGCGGGAAGCAUCAUCCUCGUGAUCUUUCUCAUCAGGCGAAACGACCAACAGAAACGUACCCUGGAAAAGAAUAACAACGGUGAGGUCGUUACAAAGAACCAGAACGCCAUUAAUGACUCGAAAGAACAGUAUGAUGCAAUUGAUCAGUCCAUGAAGAGGGAGAAGAGUGAGAAACGAGUUAGCUUCUCAAUGGAUGAAGAAAAGAAAUAUGAUACCCUGGAAAUGGAACGCCAUCUGUACCAAAAAAAUCCUCCCAAACGGGAGGUAGAUCGGAUCUUGGACACCAUUAUGCCUGCACAAAAUCCUAGGGUGGCGCAAGUAAAGGCGGUGCCCAGCCCCUCCGCCUACAACCACCAGCCCCACUCACAGCUAGGAAAACUUCAACUUCAUCAGAACAUCAUCAACAUGCAUGCAAAUCCGUCUCAGCCUCACUGUGACAACGACAGCGAAACUUCCGUGGAAUCGAACACCUCUGACAGCGGACGGGGAGGAAGUGAGAGCGACAUCCACAGCAGCGGCGGCCUCUCUCAGUGUCAGGAACUAGAUUUGUUGAAGCAGUUAUAUCCCCGUGUUGAUAAUAGAGAGCAUCAUAGACUAAAACAGAAUUCAAACAAUGUUGUGAAUUUAAGAGACAUUAGACCAAAAGUCAGGGAAAACAGAAGAGAUGUUCCGAUGGAUAACGGCCAUCGGAAGUACGCAGACCGACGAGUCAACCAGUAUGGCGAUCCCGUUGACAUUCAUGGCAUUUCAAUGUCCGCUUAUAAACCGAACAAAUAUAUGCAUUUUAAUUCUAUGUCGGACAUUUUGGAUGGAAGCAUGAUGACAAACGACGACGAUGAUGAUCUUAGUACAACCACUUCCGGUAGUUAUACUGUGGAUGAUUUAGACGAUAACAGUUUAUAUCCGGAAUGUGUCGUCUGAUUGAAAAAAAAAAUUGUCAUCCAAAUUUGUGUUCAGAUUAUUCCAUGGUGUAUUGAAAACUACAUUGCAUACUGUAAGAUUCACGGCUAUGUGAACCAUGAUGUGCAUUGUGCGAUACUGUCCUUAUAUAGCGUGCCAUUAAUCAUUUGACUACGGAAAUUGUAAAAGGAAAUAUGAAAAUGCAAACACAAAUACAGAUGGAAACUAGGUAAUUAUGAUAUGAUGAACAUAUCAUAUUUCUGAUAGAUUAUUGUUGGGUAGUGUCGCUUGCCAAGGGACAAACACAACCAGACACACCGUGUCUUUGAUCCGUAUUUUCAAUGUGCCAAAUGUUUCGUUGAUAUGUUGAUACAAAUUGUAUACUUUUGUAUUAAAUAAUGCUAAAACA